AAAAACGGAAAUCAAAGAACAUAAGAAAUCAUAACAUUGACGAGUUAGGGAACAAGCAAACAUGGCUCUGAUUACGGUAGCAUUAGCAUUCCUGGGUGUCUGGGCCAUAUCAGCACAAGUACUACAUAAAUCAAUAGUACCAAAAGAAUUAAAGAAAGGUUCAGAAGCUACUGUUGUCUGUGAUUCUGAUCUUGCCGGUGUCCCUGAAAAUGGGAGUCCUGAAGGCAUUUAUUUUUUGCAGCUGAGUUGGAAUAAAAAAUUCUUUUACUCGUUUAGUAGGUUUGGUACUGGCGUAACACCUGGUGUAAAAACUCACUGGCGUACUAGGGUUUUUGGACACUAUCCCAAGAACAGUCGUGAUCUUUUCAAUAGGGACACAUUCAGGCUGGAACUCGAUAUGAUAAAUAUCAGCUUCGAUGACAUAGGCGAAUUUUGUUGCUCUAGCUACAUCAGCAAGAAUGGAAAUAUGCAACGGCCCGCCUCAAAACGUUGUGAGGACUUUAUAGUUACAUUUCACUCUAUAUUGGAACUAGGCGUAAAUUCACAAGAGACACAAAAUUUAAACAUCAGACAUCAUCAAUGUACCCCUGAUCUCGCGGGAAUCCCUUAUACAGCAACAGAGUUUGAAAACUUGACUUUGUUCUGGCAAAAUAAAGAUUUCGAUCGGAGCUCCUAUUUUUUGUAUACAAUAAGAACAUAUUGGUAUACUAGUCAGGAGCCAGACGAAACUCUUAUCAAACCUGGGGAAAAACGUCACUGGACCGUGCUCCGAUUUUAUCAAAACGUGAAACCCAACAAGAGAAUGAGCGUAGAUUUGGCGCGGCUUGUUUUGUUAAUCGAUGGCCCACAAGCCCAAGACGCUGGCUGGUACUGUUGCAGUGUAACUUACUUUGACAAAGCCGAUGCCAAACGUUUAUCUUACAGGUGUCAGUAUUUAGCAGUUUCAAGUAUUCGAGGCAUACAAUACUCCACAAACGGCAGCUCAAUCAAGAUAGUUACCGUGAGCCUAAUCUUCGGGCUGCUGAUUAUCUCAUGGACUCUGCUACACUUUAAUGGGGUACUACAUAAAUCUAUAGUACCAAAAGAGGUAAAGCUAGGUUCAGAAGUUACUGUUUUCUGUGAUUCUGAUCUUGCCGGUGUCCCUGAAAAUGACAGGUCUGAAGGCAUUUUUUCGUUGCAGCUGAUGUGGAAUAAAAUUUUCGUUUACUCGUUCAGUACCAGGUUUGGUACUGCCAGAACACCUGGUGUAAAGACUCACUGGCGAACUAGGGUUUCUGGACACGAUCCCAAGAACAGUCGUGGAUUUUUCUAUAGGGAUAAAUUCAGGGUGGAACUCGAUUUGAUAAAUAUCACCCCCGAUGACCAAGGCGAUUUUUGCUGCUCUAGCAUCAUCAGUAAGAACGGAAAAUUACAACUGCCCUCCACAAAACGUUGUGAGGACUUUAUAGUUACAAAUCAUUCUAUAGUGGAACCAAGCGUAAUUUCACAAGAUCCAAACUUGAAAAUCAUUCAAUGUACCCCUGAUCUUGCGGGGAUUCCUGAUAAAGCAACAGAGAUGGAAAACGUGUCGUUGUUCUGGCAAAAUAAAGAUUUCUAUCCGAACUCCUAUUUUUUGUAUACAUUAAAAGCAUAUUGGUAUUCUGGUCAGUACCCAGAAGUGAAUCUAAUCAAACCUGGUGGAAAAGUUCAUUGGACGGUGGCCCGAAAAUUUGAAAACUUGAAACCCAACAAGAGAAUGGUCAAAGAUAUUACGUGGCUUGGUUUGUUAAUCAAUGGCCUACAAGCCCAAGACGCUGGCUGGUACUGUUGCAGUGUAACUUACUAUGACAUAGCUGAUGCCAAACGUUUAGCCCAUAGAUGUCAUUAUUUAUCAGUUUCAGGUAUUCAAGGCAUACAAUACUCCACAAACGGGAGCUCAAUCAAGAUAGUUGACGAGAGCCUAAUCUUCGGGUUGCUGAUUUUUUCAUGGACUCUGCUACACAUGUUUUGGGGUGAAUAAUGUUUUUGUUCCUCGCGUAUACGCCACCAAACACUUAGAAGUCUUAUCUACUGGUGAUAUACAAUAGUAUGUUAUAAGGAAACCAUCAAGCUCUAACCAUCA
Messenger RNA from Physella acuta, 2101 nucleotides. RefSeq lists its product as uncharacterized. Lineage: Eukaryota; Metazoa; Mollusca; Gastropoda; Physidae. The record is from RefSeq and is a predicted model, not a curated record.